AUGUCGCUGGACACCGACAGCAUGUUUACGGAAGAUGUGGAGACGGAUCCCAUCGAAGCGAUGCACCAAAACAAGUCUCUGGUGCUUGGCUACUCGCACCUCAUGAUCAGCAACGGCGCGUACAUGAAGGGGCUUUGGACUGCAACGCUGCCAUACCUGACCUACCGAGGAGUGAAGCUCGCCGGGCUACUCCAGCAGAAUUGGCACUUUCUGAGCAGGUUCUUGGUGCCAUACGUGGGCCAUCACACGCAGGAAGUCAUGUACAGCAACCUGGUCGUCAUGACGGACCUCGAGCUCCUGCGGAUCUCCUUCUUCCGACCCGGCUCGGAGUACUUCCGCUUCUACAGGUACUUGGAUGAGUUGGGAGGCUUUUGGGAGCACCGCUGGGGCGACCAUGCGGUACGGGGCCUCGGCGCCGGUAUCGCGCUCCUGCCGCAUGAGAGAGAUCCAGCCGAGGCAAAUGAGACAACGAUCCCUCUAAUGGCCUACGACUUGAAGUUGCCCUACGCCCACCAGGGCUCCUGCUUCUGCCAAACACCGGGCCGUCGCUGCGAGGAGCUGGGGCAGGCCGCCUCUGGGGAAGCCUUGUGGCCGGUUAAGAAAAAGGUCUGGGCGUGUGUCCCCAACGUGACGGCGAUCAGCCUGUAG
Messenger RNA from Symbiodinium sp. CCMP2456, 648 nucleotides. Lineage: Eukaryota; Dinophyceae; Suessiales; Symbiodiniaceae. The record is from the annotation of a GenBank genome assembly.